GCACUAAAGGAGCCACAGCAUUUAAAGAACCUAACUUUCUUAAAAUACCUUUUCCAAAGACCAAAGCCAAACUUUGAAUAUUCUAUCAAAAUCUUUCAAAGGGUAGUUAUUCGUUAAUUCUGGUAAAUCAUGGUUUCGUGUUUCAUACUUGAGUCCACAUCAGGCUAAUGCAUAAGAAGCCAAGCUGACCAUAUCACCUUCAUGCUGCAAAACCCAUGGCUGUGUCUAUUUUGAAUUUCAAGCUAAGGGGAACAAUUAGAACAAGUCAAGCCAGUGAUCAAAGAGUAGCAGUUGAAGUAACUAAGGAUAGAAAUGGAAUCGAUCAGGUUGUUCUUCGCAAUCCUCGAGGUGCUUCAGCUCGGGUUAGCUUGUAUGGAGGACAGGUUCUGUCAUGGAAGACAGAUCAGGGAGAAGAAUUACUGUUCACGAGUAGUAAGGCAAUUUUCAAGCCCCCAAACCCAGUUCGUGGAGGAAUCCCUAUCUGCUUUCCUCAGUUUGGAAAUCGAGGAGCACUAGAGCAACAUGGAUUUGCAAGGAAGAAAAUGUGGGUGAUUGAUGAAAAUCCACCACCAUUGCAUCCAAAUGAUUCUAAUGGUAAUAAAGCCUAUGUUGACUUGUUACUUAAGCCAUCUGAAGAAGAUCUGAGGAUUUGGCCACACAGUUUCGAGUUUCGACUAAGGGUGUGUUUAGGAGCAGAUGGGAACCUAAUCUUGCUGUCGCGCAUCAGAAAUAUAAAUUGCAAGCCAUUUAGUUUCUCAAUUGCUUACCACACAUAUUUUUCCAUUUCAGACAUCAGUGAAGUAAGGAUAGAAGGAUUGGAAACUCUUGACUAUCUUGACAACCUUUGUCAAAAGGAAAGGUUUACAGAACAAGGAAAUACCUUAACAUUUGAAUCUGAGGUAGAUCGAGUUUAUCUUAGUUCUUCAAAUGUUGUAGCUGUUUUUGAUCAUCAGAAAAAGCGAACAUAUACAAUAAGAAAAGAAGGACUUCCAGAUAUUGUGGUGUGGAAUCCCUGGGAGAAGAAGUCGAAAUCCAUGGUGGAUUUUGGAGAUGAAGAGUACAAACAGAUGCUGUGUGUUGAUGGGGCAGCAAUUGAGAAGCCAAUAACACUAAAACCAGGUGAAGAAUGGAGAGGCCGUUUAGAACUCUCUAUUGUUCCUUCUUGUUGAUGAAGAAGUACAAUCUUGAUUUCCUGUCAAAAUUCUUUCAAUAUUAUAUUUUAUGGCACAUAACACUAAUAAUCCGAGUUAAUGUUGCUGGUCAAUCUGUAUUUGUACUGCAGAGGUUAAUAAAAAUCAUAAAUCACCUUCUAAUGUGGUUAUGGUGGGUGAUUAUGAAUUAGUCCUUAAUUAGUGAAGUGGAGAAAUUUGUUUUAGGUUUUCUCCAUAGUAGCAAUUGCAGAAGAAAGAAUGUACUAAGAAACUUGCAUGUAAUUUGAAAACUGUAUAUAUGGAUUUGUAGUUUAAUGUAA
Molecule: messenger RNA, 1471 nt
Organism: Jatropha curcas
Lineage: Eukaryota; Viridiplantae; Streptophyta; Magnoliopsida; Malpighiales; Euphorbiaceae
Product: putative glucose-6-phosphate 1-epimerase
Biological process (GO): carbohydrate metabolic process
Cellular component (GO): cytoplasm
Molecular function (GO): glucose-6-phosphate 1-epimerase activity; carbohydrate binding
Source: RefSeq, a predicted model, not a curated record